AUGACUCAAGCUGAUGGUAUAAGUCUCAGGACGAGGAGGGGAGGCAUAUCAUUUGACAGGACAGACAAGGCAGCCAUCUAUGUUCGCAUGCUAGGUGAUGUUCGUGUCAAGUCAAAGCAGCUGACAUUGUAUGCGGAUGGUCGUCGUGGCUCCUUUCCAGAUAAUGAUUUCAAAAUAAUUGAUGCCAUUGACAUUAGCAUACGGAGGACCAGUCUGAAGCACUCUAGAGAGCUGAGCGUAUCCAAGGUAUGCCGGCAACCAGCUACCGCCGCUAAACCACCGCAUCAUAUACCACCCAAGUCCCCACCUCACCUGGACAGCUGGUACUGCGGACAGACAAAUCAACUCCUGAACAGACUAUCGUGUUGGGACUUCAAUAUCUUUCAUUUAGAGCAAGUCACUGGAGGUCAUUCUAUGAGGCAUGUGGGCAUGCAGCUGUUUCACAAAUAUGGUCUGAUUAGUCACUUUAACUUGGACCCGACAAAUCUCUACAAAUGUUUUGUUGCCAUAGAAACAGGUUACCAUAAAGGGAAUCCUUACCACAAUGCAUUACAUGCUGCAGAUGUCACUCAGGCUAUGUACUGCUACCUUCAAGAGAAUAAGCUUCGAGAGGUUCUCACCCCAAUGGAGGUUAUGUCGGCCAUAUUGGCCUCUGCGACCCAUGACCUUGAUCACCCAGGGGUCAACCAGGUUUUCCUCAUAGCUACAAGUAACCACUUAGCAGAGUUAUACAGGAAUUCAUCAGUGCUUGAAAACCACCAUUGGCGUGCUGCAAUAUCUGUGCUCAGAGAAUCCAAACUCUUUGACCACCUCGGAAAACAAACAUGGGACUUAAUUGUGCAACAGAUCAGCUCCCUCAUUCUGGCCACGGACAUUGCCAGACAACAGGAGUUUCUGCAGAAACUAAAGAAUCAUCUCAAUGCAAAGGACUUUGACAUGAAUGACGCAUCGCACAAGAAUUUUCUCCUUCAAAUUGCGCUGAAAUGUGCUGACAUCUGUAAUCCAUGUAGACAAUGGGAGAUCAGCAGACGAUGGAGUGAGAUGGUGACGGAGGAAUUCUUCAACCAGGGUGAUCGAGAGCGUGGACUGCAGCUACCUCUGACUCAAAACUGUGAUCGAUUCAAGAACAAGAUCCAGCAAAUCCAAUCAGGGUUUAUGACGUUCGUUGUGGAGCCACUCUUCGCAGAAUGGUGUCGCUUCAUGCCGACACGCCUCUCCGCCGAAAUGUUGUGCAAUGUGAGCAAGAACAAGGCAUUGUGGGAAGCCUUCAGCGAGCAGGAGAAAGCGGCAGAAAACGACCGGAAACUGACCAAUCAGGUGGUUGGUAUCAAAAUCAGGAAAGUGGACGAGCAACCGGGCGAGAGUGCAACGGAAACGCUCCCAGCCGAAGUGGAAAAGAACACUCAGUUGAACAAUAACAACAACGCCACCACAACUAAAUCCGCAACGGUUUUAACAAGUUUACCAGAUGGCGUGAAGAAAGACUCCAGUUUAUCUAGUGCAAUGGAAAUCUGUACAAGAACUGAAAGCGCGCUGCGACCGCCAGCGAUAAAAAACACUCAGGGAAGAGCUGAUGAGAUCUCAGCGAGUAUAACACCGGUUCCUAAUAGCUUAAAGAAUGUCAUCGUCAGUGGUGUGGGUACCAAGGAACAAUUGGAGGUUCGUUCUAGGCGUGGGUUAUCCUCAUCCAUGCAGAGGAGGCAGAGACCAUUCUCUGUCGGACAUCUUGAGGAAGUUACGUUGUCGAGAGACGGUAAACAUGAACUUGGUACUCAGGCUAGAAUGCACAGUAAUCCUUCUUCUCCAGUGAUUCCAAGAACUCAGUCAAUAAGGCAGUUUAACUUGAGGCUUCAUCGAACACCUGAGUCAUCCCCAAGGAAACCAGCCAAUUUUGAAGAUCCGUGGUUAGUGCGGAAAACCGACCCCCAUAGAACUAGUCCAGCCCCAUCGCACACAAACCCCCGCCAAGAAAUCCAAGUGUCUGAGUUGAGUGCAAUGUCUAUGGAGUUGGGUGCUCAAAGGACUCAACCAUUAAGCCCAGAUAGGGGUGUAGCAAGGACGUUUACCAAGGAUCGAUCUAACCCAAAGGGUUUAGAACUCACCACAGGGAUUAAUAACAACCUGAAUGUUUGCAUCCAACCGGGGUCGCCUAGGUUAGAUGGGGUGGCCAUGAGGGGCCAUGUACUUCAUUCAGUACCUUCUCCCACACCGGGAAGUCGUGCCCACAGUCGUCUGUCCACAACAGCUACGGGAUCCAAAUACAGUCAUUCCUCACAGCAGCUGCGAUCCGCACAUGAUCAUGUCUCGUUUUCGGCGGAUCGAUCGCACGGAGUGAGCCCUCGUGUGUCAAGGCGAGAGGAGAUGCUACAAGUUGAGACUGGGAGGGGGCAGGUAGGGGGAAGAAGUUUGGCCGAGAUGGGAUCACCAUGGAUACGAAAAAGAAUGGAAGAGAGAGAUCAGAGGAGGCAAAUGAGCAAGAGUUCGAGCAUCCCACCAAGUAGUCUUUCACCACGUACCACACCCCGAUCGUUCACCCAGGCCAGCGCUAACUGGUACUCGGUACCACCGGCGCUCGGCCCCGUCAUACAGGACUUUGCAUCGUCGCAGUUGGCCUCCAUAGCACAGCACAAGAAGCAGUCAAAAGAGAUCCAAGCCAAGGCAACCACUGUGCAGCCUACAAGCAAGACGAGGGACACUUUUUGAUGUGAUGGGUGACUUCUGACGCUCCUAUAAGAACGAGAACGAGGCUUGUAUCAAAAAGGUCAGGUACCUGUGGUAUGGAAGCCAAACAUAGUAACUUUUAAUAUCAGGUCUUCUGGAUACUAGACAGUCCUGGUACCAGAGAAAAGAAAGAUGCUUGAAGGGGAAACAUAUAAAGAGGGAAAGAAAUAGCUGCUUUUUCUCAAUCGAAAGCUAUUGAGAUGGUUCAAGUUUUAUAAAACAGUUGGGUGCCUGUGAUAUCUUUAGGAUACUUUCUGCACCUUGCUUGUUUGGUACGAGUUCGGUACCCAUACUUGGAUAAGACAGGCUUGGAUGGAUGGUUAAAAUGGCUGCUUGUCAUGUGUGGUGACUAGGUGAGAUCUAGAAUGAGGCUUGAGUCGGCUUAGUCUUGUGCUUGUGCUGUGUUUACUACAUUAUCUGUAACUUACUUCAGAACACUUGACUUGAUUACGGAAUGAUGCCUCAGAGAGAUGUAAUGACAUCUUUCUACACACAAUUAAUUUUGAACCAGAUCGAGGCUCAUGCCUACUUUAGUCAGAUGCCUGUGGUAUGGAGACCUUCUCCCUGUUUCUUAUCCUAUUCGUACUCUUGGGGACUAGUCCAAAAUGUCACAGAUCAAAAAAUGGACUCAUGGUUGGAGAGGUCUUCACACAGAUUUUCUCAUUUUCAUAGAAGCAAUUUUCAUAGUGCCAAAGAAUGUUAGCUCAGAAGUUUCUAGGAGGUGUCUAAAUUUAGUAAGCAAUGUUGCUUCCGUUGUUUUUGGCGUAUCCUGUUGGUUUGGGUGACAUUGGUUCCACCUUUCACCACACCAACUGGCACCACCCUUUACCUGGGCCCCACUCCAUAAAGCCUGUAAGCACAAAACGUGCUAAGCACAGAAAAGGGUUUCCAGCCAAAAUUACAUUAAGUUUACAUUGUGCCCGGUGCCCCACUCAAUUUUUGCUUAGCAAAGAAAUUAUUAAGCAAAGAAAUUGUGCCCUGAACCUCAGAUUACAUUGAUUGGAGUUUUUGUAGAGGAUUUUCACAAAGAAAAACAGAGCUCAGGAAUUUUACAUGUUUUAAUUGCAAAAACUCAAGAUCUGAAAAUGUUCUGCUGUGGAACAAAGGAACUUUAUCAACACACAAAAUAAUGUAUUUUGGACUCCGAAGAGGCCAUUCGCCUAAGCAUGUUGAAGUGAACCAACUGAAUAGGAUCUGUUCAAAGGCUUUUAAGUUUUGUCCACCAUUUUGAAUUUAUAUGUGUGGGAAAUCACAUUGCAGAUAGCCAUAGCCAAGAACGGAGUGGAAUCCAUUUAAAAGCCCAUAGGUACAUAGUGCAUUCUGAUCUAGUCAAAGCUGUUGUUGUGGAUACUUACUAAACAUACAGUGAUUUGUCACAUGUAGGUGUCUCCCACAGAAAGUGGGAGAAAUUCAUUCUAUUGAAGUGCUGCAUAGUUUUAUGCUGUUUUACUAGUAAAAAAAAUUCUUUUAGGAUUUGAAACUGAUAGUUUCUUAGGGCGAUAAUUAUUUUUGUCAGACACUAGCCGAAACGAGGGGGAAGUUUUGUGGUUUUAUAUUGGCGGGUGUUUAUGGUCGUAGACCCAAUGGGAGACUUUCAGGACUGGUAGAGGGCAGCAGACUUGCCUGACUUGUUGAAAAAUAUGCGCUACAAUCUUUAAGUAUGUUACUACGGAAAGUUAAGCCAGUACAAGAGAGCUUCCACUUUGCUUCGUUAAGACUUCACCAAAAACAGCUUAAUUUGGCCCAAAAUAUACCAAAGACUUUUGGUGUUGUCAGUUUGUUCUAUUUAUGGUUUGGGAUAAAAGCUGGCAAGUUGGCGGUAACCUGUCAUUCAAAGGUCAAUCAAAAGUGACAACUAGUGCCAUUAUUGUUUAACAGGGUCACUGCCUCUUCUUCAUUUUCUUCAAAUUUGUUAAAACUUCAGAAGACCAAAAUUAUUUAUUGCCCCCCCCUUUUGUAUCACCCCCUUUUGGUGCUGGUUCAACAAUCAAAAUUGUACAUAAAUCAUUUGAGCAUGGUUAUAAAUUAUUCAAGAGAAAUAAAAAAGUGGCCAGUGGCCAAAAGAUCUCCUUCCAAAGGGAGUUGGGAGAUGGAAUUUCAUUUUCCAAUUUUGUCCAUGAUUAAAUAUUUUAUUUUUUGGAUGCAUCUCUGUGAGGGAGCUGGAGGUUGGUUAUAAUUUGCCCUCAUUUGGAAAAGUCGAAAGUUACGAACGAACAAACAAACAAGUUCAAACUAUAAAAUUUGUUUCUCCCCUUCGUGGUGGAAGCAGCUUUCUUUAUUAUUUAAAUUCAGAAUUGCCAGAAUAUAUUCAAAAUGAAAAGGGGACAAGGAAUGUCACAUCAGGUAAAUUAAGUUGUUUCCCGAAAUAAGCAAACAAAAGCAGCUUAGCACAACAAAAUUUAUGCUUACCAAAACAUGGUAACCAGCCAAAAUGCCAUGUCACAUGUACAAUUUGUGACUUGUCCCCUGCCUAUUUUUGAUAAGCAGGAAAUCAUUAAGCAAUAUUUUCAGCUUAAGCAGCUCUAUAAAAAUUAGUCACUGAUUUAAAUCUCACGGUCCCCCAUUGUAAAUUAAGAACACCCCCCCUCCCUAAAUUUGUCUUGAAUGUACAUUUGAAAUAAAACCACUGACUUGUCUUGCAUUUGUUUCAUAAGAGUCUAGUUGGUCUAAGUUUGUAAUUGUACUGUUUUUAUACAAAUACGAAAGAAAAGAAAAACUGGUGUUGCAUUGUGGCAGCAUGAUCAAAUACAUUCCAAGAUUUUUUGACAGAAGUAAAAAUGUUUAGUGUUUUCUAUGAUGAUUGUAAAUAGUAUUAAAAAAAAAAGAGUUUUUAAUAUUUAGUGGAGUCAGAAGCGUUGUACCUAGUAGUAUUACGAUAUACAACUUUGACUGUGGUUUACCUAAGUGGUUGUGUUGUCUAUGCGCAGGUUGUCCAAAUGCAACGGUCAAAGGUCAAAAUGCUAUUCUUUAAUACUACAGCAUUGUGAUUAUUGGCAGCGCUUUUUAUAUGUUAUUUGUCAGGGUGCUUGAAAAACAUCAAUCUGCCCAAAUUAUUUUUCAAGAGUCUUGUCACGUGGUGCAACUUUUGCAGGCUUUUGAGGCAACCAACCGCAAUGCAUGCUGUAGGACCACUUUGGUAGUACAUGAGAAACUUUUUAACAUUUUCUUUACGAAUGACUGUGCAGUAGAAACUUUUGGGGUAGAGUAUUAAGUUAGCCAUAGUUCGUAAGCCAAAGCUGCACUUCAGACUGCCAAGAGACUGUUCAUAUGUAUUGAGUGGCAUUGGCUUCGGCUGUGGCUACUGGCUGUUACUGUGUUGGGAUGUUGAAGUGUUAGUUAGAUGCGCUCAUCUGGCCUAGGCCAAUGUUGUAGUUUCACACACGGCCCAAAUUGCCAUUUGGAGACUGUUGAUAGGGGGCAGCAGACAAUAAAAUCAACUGUGCGCACACUCGGGCCAAAUUUCAUAAAGCUGUUUGGCAGAAAAUACCGUUUAGCAAAUUUCUUGGCUGAGCACAAGUUGAGUGGGGCACCAGUGGCAACAGUGUAAACAUUACAGAAUAUUGGCUGGUAACCUGUUUCUGUUAAGCAAGAGAUUGUUAUGCUUUUGGGCCCUGAACUUUAUAACCUUUGAGAAACCUAUCACGCCUGUUGCCACCUAUCAUCACCCAAUUGGAGUAUGUAGCUUGUGCACACAGUGCUCUUUAAAGGCAGUGGACACUAUUGGUAAUUACUCAAAAUAAUUGUUAGCAUAAAAACUUAAUUGGUAAAGAG
Asterias rubens (European starfish) is the source of this 6492-nucleotide messenger RNA. RefSeq lists its product as uncharacterized. Gene Ontology annotation, molecular function: 3',5'-cyclic-AMP phosphodiesterase activity. NCBI's taxonomy places the organism in Eukaryota, Metazoa, Echinodermata, Asteroidea, Forcipulatida, Asteriidae. The record is from RefSeq and is a predicted model, not a curated record. The transcript is spliced from 15 exons. Bases 1 to 2703 code for a protein of 900 amino acids.